Molecule: messenger RNA, 1313 nt
Organism: Cyclopterus lumpus (lumpfish)
Lineage: Eukaryota; Metazoa; Chordata; Actinopteri; Perciformes; Cyclopteridae
Gene: aire
Product: autoimmune regulator
Exons: 11
Coding region: 1-1272 (423 amino acids)
Biological process (GO): thymus epithelium morphogenesis; regulation of thymocyte migration; central tolerance induction to self antigen
Cellular component (GO): cytoplasm; nucleus
Molecular function (GO): DNA binding; translation regulator activity
Source: RefSeq, a predicted model, not a curated record
AUGUCCAGAACCGGAGCUUUUCGGGACACAAACCUUCGUUCCCUGCUGAGGGAGCUGCGGACCGAUAUUGCUAUGGCUGUAGAUGACCCUUUCCCUCUCGUCCAUGGUAUGGUGGACAAAAACAUCAUCAAUGACCAACUAUUGAAGGACACCCUGGAGAAGGAAGGCAGAGAAGGGAUCCAUAAGGCCAUGCACUCCCUCCUGUCCUGGGUCCUGGAGCAGAGCAGAUCCACCAUCCAGGCUUUCUGGAGCAACUUAUCCAAAGACUACAACCUGGACAGCUACCCCAAGCUGCAGACGCUGCUCACUCACCUGCACUCGAGUGUUCAGGCGGUGUCGUCUUCAGUCCAAAGACCAGUCAUGCUGUCUUCCUCCUUAACUGAGCCGCCAGUCAGCCAUGAAGCCACAGAGGAGAUCCAUAUCAAACAGAUGUUGGGCUCAGAUGGAAGUGCCAGAACAGUUGGCGGAGAGUUUUACUCCUGUGGUCAGACAGAGGAGAUAAAUAUACCAUCCAAGUCCAAAGCUCUUAAUACCAUGUUUCACCACAAGGGGGAGACAACCACAGGCAUGGUUCAAUAUAAUGAUGAUGAGUGUACAGUGUGUAAGGACGGAGGGGAGCUGAUUUGUUGCGAUGGCUGUCCUCGAGCUUUUCAUCUGACCUGCCUGGACCCUCAACUCACAUCGAUACCAAGUGGCACUUGGUGCUGUGAGUGGUGCUGUGGAAACAGAGUGAAAAGAGAGAAUUAUGCCCAAAUACCUUUACCACCCCUCAAUACCCAGCAAACAAACACCAGCUCAAGCAACUCCAUCGUAGACUUCUCCUUCUUCUCCCCGCUCUCAUCCUCGCCUCUCACCAGUGUCACGGCUUCCGUGACUGAGCUCAGAAACCAGUGCUCCCGUGGAGAGCUGCUCAGUCUGAGGGAGGUGUGUGGUGUCUGUCACAUAGAAGGAGGAGACCUGACUCACUGCCUCCAGUGUUUGCAGCGCUUCCACAUUCACUGCCACUUCUCCAAAGGGAGAUCCGUCUGCUCGUCCUGCUCCCGGUCCCGGGGCAGCGCUGAUGAGAAGGAGGCUGAAUCAUUCGGAGGCUUUCAGCUCACCCCAGGGCUUCAAAACUCACUCGUUCAUGAUCAGUACUCCGUCCCUGAGCCCGUCCUCCAUAAAGAAGAACUGGACUCCAUCCUGGGAGACGGCUCCCUUGACGGCAUCUUGCAGUGGGCUUUCCACGACAUCUCUCGGCCUCUUCCAGACUAUCAAGGAUGCUACAAGUGACAGACAGACAAUCAGAUCUCUCGCAGUUUGAAAUGAUGCUG